Ruditapes philippinarum (Manila clam) is the source of this 665-nucleotide messenger RNA. Its product is annotated as ragulator complex protein LAMTOR3-B-like. The transcript has 6 exons. The coding region runs from base 92 to 466 and encodes 124 amino acids. Gene Ontology annotation, cellular component: Ragulator complex. The record is from RefSeq and is a predicted model, not a curated record. Gene Ontology annotation, biological process: cellular response to amino acid stimulus; positive regulation of TOR signaling. NCBI's taxonomy places the organism in Eukaryota, Metazoa, Mollusca, Bivalvia, Venerida, Veneridae.
GGGAUACAGUUAGCAAAUUUGUGUAUGAAUACAAUGUUGUCAGGCAUUGAAUCAAGGGAAGUUACUCCGUGUAGGAAGUCAAGAAUUAAAAAUGACAGAGGAAGUGAAGGCCCAUUUUAAUAAGCUGCUACAAAGUGUAGAUGGUUUGAUGGCAAUAGUAAUCACUGACAGAGAUGGGGUUCCAGUUUUCAAAGUUGCAACAGAGCAAACACCAGAGCUUGUUUUGCGUCAUAAUUUUCUAGGAACAUUUGGUUUAGCUGCUAAUCAAGCUAGUAAACUUGGAAUGGGAACAAAUAAAUCUAUCAUCUGUAUGUAUGAAAAUCAUCAGGUAGUACAGAUAAACAAGUCUCCUCUCUUGUUGACAUUUAUAGCAUCCAGUGAUACUAAUACAGGUGUUUUAUUAGAUAUGGACAAUUGUUUCAAGGACAUUCUACAGGAUUUACAGAAGGUUGUGACUGUGUCCUAGUUUCAACAUUUUGUUAACUUUUAAUCAUUAUUUCACCUGUUCCGUUGUGCCAGUCCACUUUGGGAUGAUAGCUUAUAAAUUGUUGAAUUCAGUUCAGCUCAUUGAAUUUAUAAAAUAAGUUUGUGUAAAUUUUGUGAUGCAGUUAAACUUACACAGAACAGUGUGUAACAUUAUAGUGCAAUAAAUAUUUUGAAAUAUU